Molecule: messenger RNA, 2048 nt
Organism: Stegodyphus dumicola
Lineage: Eukaryota; Metazoa; Arthropoda; Arachnida; Araneae; Eresidae
Product: proline dehydrogenase 1, mitochondrial-like
Cellular component (GO): mitochondrion
Molecular function (GO): proline dehydrogenase activity; FAD binding
Source: RefSeq, a predicted model, not a curated record
GGUGUCUCCGGCGGCGCCUGUGUCAAUUUACUUCAGUUUUACGUCGAACUAACUAAUGGCUACACGAGGUGUUCUUGUUUCUCUGUCGAAAUCCAGCCAGCUUAUUCAAAGCCGAAAAUGUUCAUCAUUAAAAGGCAGUUUGAAAUCUAAGCAAUAUGUGUCAGAACAAUGGAAAUCGACAUCUGCUACUGUAAUUGCACCGGAGACGACUGCUGUUGAUGGAGAAGCAAAAUAUGAGCGGGAUGAACUGGAUUUAACAUUUGAAAAUACUAAAGAUGCUUACAAGAGCAAAACCACGUGGGAACUUGUUCGGGCUCUUAUGGUUCUGAAGUUAACGACGUUCGAUUAUCUUGUAGAAAACAACCAGCAACUUUUGAAACUUGGCAAAAAAGUUUUGGGUCCAGCAUUAUUCCGAUUUUUAAUGAGGCAUACAUUUUAUGGACACUUUGUUGCUGGUGAAAAUGAAGAAGAAAUUCUACCAGUUAUUAAAAGAAUGCAUUCAUUUGGUGUAAAAAGUAUACUUGAUUACAGUGCCGAAGAGGAUAUAAGUGAAGAAAAAGCAAGACAAGUUGAAAUGAGUGGUUGUUUAUCAUCUGCGUCUGAGGAUGGAAAAUUAGGAGAGCUAAAACAGUAUCAACCAUAUGAAAAAUUUGCUGACAGAAGAAAACAUCACACGGUGGCCAGAACAUAUUUUUAUCUGGAUGAAGCACAGUGUGAAAAAAACAUGGAAACAUUUAUAAAAUGUAUUAAUGCAGUUGCAGGUACAACUCAGUCAACAGGAUUUGCUGCUAUCAAAAUGACUGCACUUGGUCGACCACAACUUCUAAUGCAGCUCUCUGAAGUUAUUGCCCAGACUAGGAAGUUUUUCAAAAAAGUCACAGGCACUGAGCGCAAUAUUGAAAUGUUACAUGUUUCACCUGAAUAUCUUGAGCAUAAGUUAGAAGAUUAUAACAUCAACACAGAGAAAAAAGAAGUUCAAGCUUUCUUAGAACACAUGGACUACGAUAAGAAAGGCCUUUUGAAUUUGUUUUCAUGGAGUGGUUUGGUCGACAUGGAUUAUGUAAUAUCAGAUUUGUUUAAAGUUCCAAAUAUACAGACUGGACGUAUGGAACCUAUAAUUUCUGCUUUAACAGAAGAAGAAGAAGAAAUGUUUCGUAAUAUGAUGAGAAGAUUGCAUCAGAUUGCUAAAGUAGCCCGUAAUAAAGAUGUCCGUGUAAUGAUUGAUGCAGAACAGUCAUAUUUUCAACCAGCAAUCAGCAGAAUCACUAUGGAAUUGAUGCGUAAAUAUAACAAAGAGAAAGCUAUUAUUUUCAACACUUACCAGUGUUACUUAAAGGAAGCAUAUAACAAUUUAGUACUGGACUUGGAACUUGCAGAAAGGCAGAAUAUAUAUUUUGGUGCAAAACUAGUCAGAGGAGCUUAUAUGGAACAGGAAAGAUUGCGAGCAAAGGAAAUUGGAUAUGAAGAUCCUAUCAAUCCUACUUAUGAAGCAACAACGGAAAUGUACCACAAAUCUCUUUGUGAAGUUUUACGACAGAUAGUUGCCAGACAGGACCGAAAAAUAGCUGUUAUGGUGGCAUCACAUAAUGAGGAUACUGUGCGCUUCACCGUUAAAAAAAUGGAAGAAUUAGGCAUAAAACCUGAGCAUAAAGUAAUUUGCUUUGGACAGUUAUAUGGAAUGUGUGAUCAAAUUAGUUUUCCUUUAGGUCAGUCUGGGUAUUCUGUUUACAAAUAUGUGCCAUAUGGACCAAUUGAUGAAGUGCUUCCAUAUUUGUCACGCAGAGCACAGGAAAAUAAUGGAUUGCUGAAAAAAUCUGCUAGAGAACGGAAACUUCUAUUUAAGGAAAUUCGCAGAAGAAUCAUUAGUGGCGGCAUUUUUGCUAGCCCCAUAGGAAAUUAUAGGCCUAUAUAAAUUACUUUCAGGAAGAUCUUAAAAUAUCAUAUCAAAUAAUAGCAGUUAUUAUUUGUUUUUUAAAAUAAAUUUUCCUAUGAUAAGCUAUUUUGUAAAUAUUGUUUAUGCGAAUAAAAUUUGUAUAUUUCUGAAUGAC